Molecule: messenger RNA, 1949 nt
Organism: Syngnathus acus (greater pipefish)
Lineage: Eukaryota; Metazoa; Chordata; Actinopteri; Syngnathiformes; Syngnathidae
Gene: cracr2b
Product: calcium release activated channel regulator 2B
Molecular function (GO): calcium ion binding
Source: RefSeq, a predicted model, not a curated record
CCAUCUAUGGGCCACAAGCAGUACUCGCCAGGUUAGUUCCAAGAAGUCAGUGAUCGAAGGUAGUGGACACCUGCGUCCGUCCAGCACACUUUCGACGUGAGUGAAGACAAGUUUGACAGAGCAGCUGGAGAUAAUGCGCGUGUUCCCAGCAGAGUUUCUUGUUCUUGUUUGACAAGGGAGGGAGGGAGGGAGGGAGGACCUGUGAGCUACGCUGCUGCAGCAACAAAAAACAUAAGCUACAGUAUGUCGAAGUGGCUGAGUGAUGGGGAAGUGCUGGAAGGUCAAGGCAGUGGCGAGGCUGUACUUGUAAGCCCACGACCUCAGAGUCUGUCACCAGGGACCCCCCGACUGAGCAAGGGUCGCAGCCCAGUCGGUUCUCCCACCCUGAAAAAGGCAGCAGCAGCAGCAAGCCCGCAGUCAGAGACCAUGGGGAAGGCCAAGCAGCUGUUUGCGUUGUGCGACAAAGAGGGCAAAGGCUUCAUCACAAAGCGCGACACAGGUAAGUGUGGCACAACGGAAGCCAACUCCUCAUCGUCAAUGUCCACAUCCUUUCCUCAGAGGCUCCAGAUGGAGCUGCCUCUGUCGCCUGAACAGCUAGAGAGCGUUUUUGAGAGUCUGGACCGCCAGUGCAAUGGCUUCGUUACACCACUGGAGUUCAGCGCAGGACUUGGUGAGCUGAUGGGGACAAAAGACACAGUUGAGCAGAGCCAAGAGCUCGCAGGCCAAGAGACAGACCAGGCAGACUGGUCGGAGGAUGCUGCUACAAUAAGACUUAUCGACAUACUGAACGAGCUGGGGAUUGACAAACUCUCUGACAGUCAACAGGAGCUUUGUUCUCUGUGGUGUGAGUUGCAGAGAGAGCAGCCAGAGCUGCUCAAGCUCCUGGAAGGCAUCUUGCUGCAUGCUGUCACACAUCUGCAAGAUUCCAUCAGAGAGAGAGACAGCCUGGAACAAGCGUUGCGCAGACGGGAGAGUGAGCACGAUCAAUUUGUUCGGUCCAUAUAUGAGGAAAUGGAAACCCAAAUCCGAGAGGAACGGGAAAAACGCCUGGCUCAGGAGAGCAUCAAACAAAAGCAGAGAGGCAUACAAAUUGAGGAAGAGUUGAAGUUGCGUGACCACGACUUGGAGAUAACCUUGAGCAGACAGAAACAGCUGGAGAGCAGAAUGCAACAGCUGGUCUACGAACAGGCAAACAUCAAGCAACAGAACCAGGAGCUGCGCAGCCUCAACGUCCAGCUGCGAGAGCGGGCGGAGCGUAGCAGCCGGCAGCUACAGGCUGCCGUGCUUCAGUUGACCCAGCUACAGCUCAGCGCCGCCCAGGAGCAAGUGGACAGACAGCAAAAUGUGACUCAAGUGUCACGAAACAUACAGAAAGAGAAGGAGAGUCUCCUGAGGCAACUUGGUUUGUUGAGGGAUAUGAAUAAAAGACUGCGAGACGACAAAGAUGCCCAGCUGACAAAGAAGAGGAAUCCAAAUAUGGAAGAACAUUUGCAGAAGAGAGGGUCAGUGGUAGGGCACAACUUUCUACCAGUGAAGAGGUUUGUGUGAGAAAGUCUGUGUGGCCCACUGAGGCAGAAAGCCACUAAUUGUGCGUACUCCGCCGAAGCCCGCGCCAUGAGCACGAACCUGGCGCAAAGAAAAAAGCAAACAAUUCAAAGUCAUCAUAUAGAGUCAAUUGCGAAAGUCGGACAGGUAGGGAAGACGCUUGCUUGACUUGAAUGACAAAUUGACGACAGAAGGGAGUCCAAAUUUCCUCCUGAGAAAAGCGCUGAUUGAAUCUGAUGUCACUUUUUAGAGCAGCAUCAACAUGUAUUCAAGGUGGUCUUCCUGGGCAAUUCAGGGGUGGGGAAGAGCUCCUUCAUCCAGCACUACUGCAGAGGACGUUUUGGCAGCGCUACCACCGGUGUCGAUUUCCAGAUGAGGACCGUCACCCUGGGCUCCACCUCCAU